GUGAGUUUUUUGUGGAGGCAAAGGGAGGAGUCCAGGAGAGGAACAUGUGGUCGAGGAAAACUCUGGCCAGGGAGCCCAAGGCAGUGGGACAGCAGGCCCACUCUUCAUCCUCCUGCUCCGGAAGGGAGGCGGCCACCCACUCCCUGGCCAACUUCUUCAACAACCUGGCCCCACAAGGAACCCUGCCAGUGGCCGUCAAGACAGAAGCAACCAACGCUGUUCCCAAGAAGACCAGUAAAGCCAAGGAGAGUUCCAGUAAGACUGAAGAGCCUCAGAACGGACCAGCAGCAGCAGCCAACACCAAGGACUCCUCCUCCUCCAGUGAAGAGCAGAGCAAGAAGACAGCCACGUCACUCAUUCUCUUUGAGGAGGUGGAUGUCGUCUUUGAUGACGACUCUGGGUUCCUGGCUGCCAUCAAAACGUUCAUGACCACCACCAAGAGACCGGUGAUCCUCACCACCAGUGAUCCCACCUUCAGUACCAUGUUUGAUGGCUACUUUGAGGAGAUCCAUUUCAAAACCCCCUCAGUGGUGAAUGUGGGGAGCUACCUGCAGCUGCUGUGCCUGGCUGAGAACAUGCGUACGGACGCCCGCGACGUCUCCUCUCUGCUCCAGCUYAACGGUUGUGACAUCCGCCAGAGCCUUCUACACCUGCAGUUCUGGAGCCGCUCCACAGGGGGGCGGAAGCUAUCCCGUCCCCUCCCAGACUCAGACCCCACAGGUGAGGACAGAGUAAUGUUCACUGAAUAA
Salvelinus sp. IW2-2015 is the source of this 749-nucleotide messenger RNA. RefSeq names its product ATPase family AAA domain-containing protein 5-like. Lineage: Eukaryota; Metazoa; Chordata; Actinopteri; Salmoniformes; Salmonidae. The annotation marks the transcript as partial. The record is from RefSeq and is a predicted model, not a curated record. Gene Ontology annotation, molecular function: DNA clamp unloader activity; DNA binding. The transcript is spliced from 5 exons. Gene Ontology annotation, cellular component: nucleus.